UCUUUUUUAAAUAUGCCUGUGUAUUGACGACAAGACAUCGGGGGAACCCAUUUUUAAUCUGAUGAGGAAUAAACAAAAAGCUUUGGUUACCAAAGCCACUGAUACAUGCACUCUGGGUAUGACAAAUAUAUAAUAAAUCAGCAAACAUUAAACUUGUUUUGACAUCCUUAUGUAGAAUAUAAAAUGUUUAGUCAUCAUGAAUCACCCUUGCUUAAAAGACGAAGACGGGAUCGUGGUAGAAAGAGCCAUCUACCUAAACAACGAGCGGCAGUGAAUAUGUUUGAUGAGCUGAUGGCGGAAUUGGAUUACUCAUAUGACACACUCGCUACUAUUAACGUCAUCUUUGACAGCUUGAGAUUUACUUAUGCUACCAGUAAAAAUGAUAUUGAUCGAUUAAAGAACAAUACCAUCUUGGGCGAUAUGGAAAAGGAAUUAUUGAUCGCCUAUGAUGAUCUAACGCUUCAAAUCAAUCAUCUGGAGAAAAACAUUUGUAAAAUCGAAAAAAAGAUGCUUAAACUGAAGGAUGAUGAACUCUUUUCUUCUCAUAAACAUACCCUUUGGUAUUCAAUACCUUAAAUCCCUUUU
This is a messenger RNA of Mucor mucedo, 585 nucleotides long. RefSeq lists its product as uncharacterized. The record is from RefSeq and is a predicted model, not a curated record. NCBI's taxonomy places the organism in Eukaryota, Fungi, Mucoromycota, Mucoromycetes, Mucorales, Mucoraceae. Bases 184 to 576 code for a protein of 130 amino acids. The transcript has 2 exons.